UGCGCGAAGGCCAGAAGCGUUGGCGGUUUGAAAUCCAGCACCAGAAACAUUUUUCCAAGUUGCCCAUUGCGCAAAGCAAAAUGUACAGCUCCAACACCUGCAUCUCCCAACUCCGAACCCUAACCCUAAGAUGCCACCACAACUAGCAUCACUCUUUCUCUCCCAAACCCUAGACGACGGAGAUGGCUAAGCAUGCCGUUGGUUGCGCUCACCAGAAGCGAUGGCUGCUGCCGCUUCUCCUUAUGCUCUCCGCUUCCACACUGAUUGCCUUCUUCAUCAGGGCUGUUUUUGAUCCCUGUGAUCGACAUGCCGCCGAUAUUAGCUCCGUUCACAAUUCGAUCCAAGUUGCGGAGAGGAGAGUUCGCUUGCCCCCGAAGAUCCCCUCGCCACCGAAUCCGCUCAGUUUCAUGAAGUCAAAGAUUGUGCUUUUAGUCUCUCACGAGCUCUCCCUCUCCGGUGGACCAUUAUUGUUGAUGGAGCUGGCAUUUCUAUUAAGAAGCGUUGGUGCUGAAGUUUAUUGGACUACUAUGAUGAAACCGUCUGAAACAGAUGAAGUGAUAUACAGUUUAGAGCAUAAGAUGAUGGACCGAGGAGUACAGGUCUUGUCUGCAUUCGGCCAAGAAGCUAUAGAUAUGGCUCUCAAAGCCGAUUUGGUUGUCUUGAACACUGCGGUUACUGGGAAAUGGCUGGAUGCUGUUCUCAAACAAGAUGUUGCUCACGUUCUCCCAAAGGUGUUAUGGUGGAUCCAUGAAAUGCGGGGGCACUAUUUCAAGUUAGAGUAUGUCAAGCACCUUCCUUUAGUUGCUGGUGCCAUGAUUGAUUCGCAUAUUACAGCAGAAUACUGGAAAAAUAGGACUCAGGGUCGCUUGAGGAUCAAUAUGCCUGAGACCUAUGUUGUUCACCUUGGAAAUAGCAAGGAGCUUAUGGAAGUUGCUGAAGAUGGUGUGGCGAAAAGGGUUUUACGUGAGCAUGUCCGCGAGUCCCUUGGAGUGCGCAAUGAAGAUUUACUCUUUGCUUUGAUAAAUAGUGUUUCACGUGGAAAAGGACAAGAUCUGUUUCUACGUUCAUUUUAUGAAAGCUUACAAAUGAUCAAGGAAAAGAAGCUGCCGGUGCCACCAUUACAUGCAGUAAUUGUAGGAAGUGACAUGAAUGCUCAUACUAAGCUUGAAACAGAAUUGAGAGAAUAUGUAAUGCAGAAGAAAAUUCAAGAUCGUGUUCAUUUUGUGAAUAAAACCUUGAAUGUAGCCCCUUACUUGGCUGCAAUCGAUGUUCUUGUUCAGAAUUCCCAGGCACGAGGAGAAUGCUUUGGGAGGAUAACCAUUGAAGCAAUGGCUUUUCAGCUACCAGUACUGGGAACAGCGGCAGGCGGCACCACAGAGAUUGUAGUGAAUGGGACUACUGGUUUCUUGCAUCCUGUUGGGAAAGAAGGGGUUAGUCCUCUUGCGAAAAACAUAGUCAAACUUGCUACUCAUGUGGAGAGGAGACUUACAAUGGGGAAGAGAGGUUAUGUGAGGGUCAAAGAAAGAUUUCUAGAACAUCACAUGGCACACAGAAUUGCUGCAGUGCUUAGAGAAGUUUUGAAGAAGUCUAAAAAGGGCUCACAUUGACAUUCCCCUUCAAAAGGCAAGUUUCCAGCAGAGCAACGAAGAUGGUAAACGUCUAGAAUGGGUGCCAAUUUCGCCAUCUCUUUACAUAUUUCUAUCCAUUUUUGACACUAGUGGAUGUAAAUCAUGUACAUGUUAUGACAAUUUUCCUAGCAGUUUAUAACGGGCAGAACUAGUUUGCUCGGUUUUCAUCAGUAAUUUAGACUUUGACUGAGGAAGAAAGAACAGGAAACCGGAAAACUAAUGUAUAAUUAGAAGGGAGAUUUUCUAGAUUUGACUCUUUGUUUUAAAACUACAAACUGAAUUUAACAUACAGAGAGAGACUUGGAGCUUAUUAUGAGCGCACAAACAUCACU
This is a messenger RNA of Rubroshorea leprosula, 1960 nucleotides long. Lineage: Eukaryota; Viridiplantae; Streptophyta; Magnoliopsida; Malvales; Dipterocarpaceae. The record is from the annotation of a GenBank genome assembly.